Molecule: messenger RNA, 483 nt
Organism: Prorocentrum cordatum
Lineage: Eukaryota; Dinophyceae; Prorocentrales; Prorocentraceae
Source: the annotation of a GenBank genome assembly
AAGCCCUAUACCUCCCUGCCGCGCGUGGCGUCAGUUCCCGGCGGCGUGGGCCACGGCGGCGACGGCUCCUACACCAUGAAGCCGAACCAGUGGGUGCCCCCCACGGACGGCAGCGUGUCUCCGAAGCCGUCCCGCGGCACGCGGGGCCUGCAUCCAUCCCAGGCGCACGCGCUGUCUGGCAAGUCGCCGAUGUCCUACUGGCAGAACGACCAAUCGCACCCCGUGGGUUUGAGGAAGGCACACUCGGCGUCCCUGAAGGCCCUGCCGCUGCAGGCCUCUGAAAGUACCGGCAGAGUCAAGGGUGCACCUGACGCCCUUCCCGACGAGGCCAUGCCGAAGAUCGACGCGGCAAAGAUGGACGAGCUGGGUGUCACCUCGCCUCAGUUUCGGAGCAGGCGUCGGGGCAUGGUGGCGAACCAGAACCCCGUGGGUGGCUUUCAGUUCAUGUGGCCGCAGGAUAUCCCUGGCGGCCGGCGGUGGUGA